AUGUGGACAUUUAGUAGUGAUGAUUCUGAUUUUAUUGAAAUUGUGUAUUCACCAAUUGGAAAUAUAGAAGAAGGUGGUCAUGACAUAACAGUAAAUACCCCUUGUUUGUUGUUUAUUCUUUUAAAAAUAACUAAACUACUAAUCGAAAUAGUAGAAGAAGGAUGGGCAAACAUUGUUCCAGGACCUGACAUGAAUUCUGUUGGUGGAUGUACAUUAGCUAUGUAUUUAACUACCAAAAAUGAUGUAUCAAAUCCUCCAUAUGAUACAAGAACACUCCAUUUUAAGUUUGACAAACCAAAUGUUAUCAAAAAUGAGAAAACAAUAAGUGUUAUCAUUAUGGAAAUGAGCUCAACAAAAAAAAGUUAUAUGAAAACUGGUACUAUGAUAUCAUUAGGAAAAGAUGUCGAUAUGUCUUCUUCGUUUAUUGAGGUUUUUAAAAAUAUUCAAGUAUUCUUUGAAUGGUAUACUGGACAUAAAGGAUUUUCAUAUAAAUUAAAACUUGGAAAGAAAAUUCAUCAAAACAGAGGUGUUCCACAAUGGUUUAGAAUGAAGACUGGAAAUACUAUUAAUUAUAAUUUCAAGAGAAGACACUGGAACAGAAGAAAGAUGGGUAUGUAA
Entamoeba dispar SAW760 is the source of this 618-nucleotide messenger RNA. RefSeq names its product ribosomal protein L39e, putative. Gene Ontology annotation, biological process: translation. Lineage: Eukaryota; Evosea; Mastigamoebida; Endamoebidae. The transcript has 3 exons. The coding region runs from base 1 to 618 and encodes 205 amino acids. The record is from RefSeq and is a predicted model, not a curated record. Gene Ontology annotation, cellular component: cytosolic large ribosomal subunit; ribosome. Gene Ontology annotation, molecular function: structural constituent of ribosome.